AUCCGACAGAUGGAGCCCCCAGCAGCACCAGUGGCUCUCGCGCCUCUGGCAGCCUCGACGUCAUGCCUGGCGGACAGGACAGCUUCCGUGGAGCCUCUGACCCUGCGAUCCGAGGCGGAAGAAGGCGAGGAGGAGGACGACGAAGAUGAGGAUGACGACGACGAGGAGGAGGAGGAGGAGGAGGAAGAAGAAGACGACGAAGAGGAGGAUGAUGCGAAGGAGGCCUUCUAUGAGGCGAGAAAUGGCAACGAAAGCGACGAUCUGGAGCAGGCCUUUCAAAGUGCUCUUACCCUGGAUGUCCAAGUGAAUGUGAGUGAAGUGCCAGAGGAUUCCCCCAAAGGUGGACCUAGUAGGGAUGAACCAGAGCCGGAGCCGGAGCCAGGGCAGGAGGAGCUGCAGCUUCAAGGAGCCUGCGGAUUAUCGAAGCCAUCUAGUAAUCACACCACCAGAGAAGAUAAACCCGUAGAACCACAUGAACCCCGCCACCAGACCCUCCUCUCCACCAAAUCCUGCGAAACGCCGGCCAACACCACCACCCUCUCGCCCACGAACUCGUACAACGGCAGCAUUGGCAGCGACGGCGGCAGCAGCGUGGGUGGCGGUGCCCGGCGCAAGUCCUGGACCCUGUCGCCCCAAAGCGGCAACUCCACGCCGCUCAGCGGCGCCAAGAAGAAGACCAAGCCGGGAGCAGCGGCAGCUCCACCCAGCUCCAGCCUGUCCAGCACCAAUGGCGAGGGCUUCAACCUGUGGGUGGCGCGGGAGUGCUUCGAGACUGUGCCCGCCGAGAUGGUGGACAGCCUGAGCAUGGCCGAGGUCAGCGAGGAGGUGGACGAGGAGGAGGAGGAGGAGGACGAGGAGGCGGCCGCCGUGGAGAGUCUCCUGGGAGCGGCAGCCGCUCUGCAGGCCUCCGCCCAUGUCCAGCGCCGCCAGCAGCAGCAGAAGCAUCAACAGCUGCAGCUCCAGCCCCACCACCACCAGCAGCACCAGCAGCAGCUGCACCAUCACCAUCUGAGGCAGCCAUCGCCGCCCCAGCAUCGACCCCUGGAGCGCUCCUGGCCGCCGAGAGCCGUGGGCCGUGAUCUCAAGCUGCAGGGCGAUGUCUUCCAGUUCGACAUCCUCGACACGGACGAGAGGCUGGCGGAGGAGCUGCCUCCGGGCAGCGGCAGCUCCAACAACUCGCCCCUGGCCACGCCGCCGGUGCGCUUCAAGCCGCUGCUGAAGAAGAAGAUCGGGCCGGACAGCUACAUCAACACCAUCAGCACCCAGAAGGUGCCGGCCCAUCAGAGCUACGAGUUCCCCACCUUCCCCAGCUCCUCGGGCGGCGCGGCCUCAUCCUCGGCCGCCUCGUCCUCGCCGAACAACCUCCAGUUCCCGUACCUCCGCCAGCACCGUCCGCUCACCCGCGCCCUGUCCAACGGCAAGGCCAGUUCCUCGGAGGAGCAGGCCUCGCCCCGGCUCCUGCUCUCGCCCAAGCGGCCAAGGAGUCCCCCGUCCGGCUGCUCGACGCGCAGUGCCUCGCCCCUGGAUUUGAGCCUCAGUCCGGAGCAGCACUCCCCCACCCGGGGCCGGGGAGUGGGCGGCGUCCUGCAGGAGCCAGUGCCACCCGGAACACCCACAUUCCACGGCCAGCGGCCGCAGCAGCGCCUUCUCAAGCGUGUGGGCGGUGGAGCCGGAGCUGGAGCCGGAGUCGGAGCCGGCGUGGCCAGUGGCUCCUCUCUGGUCUGCCCGCCCACACCCACGCACCACGCCCGGCGGCACGCCCGCCUCCAAGCCGUCACUGCCAACUCGAGCCUCGCCAGCGGCGUCGGCGGCGGAGUGCCGCACCUAGCGGACCCCGCCCCGUCCGCCGCCUCUAGUCAAUUGGACUACAUCUACCUGCAGGAGGACGCUGUGGCGCCGGAGCCAUCGGGCCAGGAGGCGGCCAGCAGCGACGAGGUGGUCCACAUCAGCAGCACCCGACUGCCCUCCAUCCCGGAGCGCAGUGCCGCAGCGGCGGCGGCAGCGGCAGCAGCAGCAGCGGCCGCCGCAGGAGCCGCUCUCAUGGAGCCCGGAACCGGCGCCGGUUCUGGGGGAGUGGGCAGCGGGGCGGCGGCGGCCACCGGAGAGCCACCACUGCCGCCGGCGUGGGAGGCGCGCAUGGACAGUCACGGCCGCAUCUUCUACAUCGAUCACACGACGCGGACGACCUCCUGGCAGCGACCGGGAGCGGCGCCGAGUGCCGGGCCGGCAGGACGGGAGCAGCAUCAUCGCCAGCAGCUGGACAGGCGCUACCAGAGCAUCCGGCGCACCAUCACGAACGAGAGCCGGGCAGCGCAGCUCUACAGCCUGCCGACAUCCGGUGGCGCCGCAACGAAUCCGGCUGCGGCAACGGCAUCGCCUCCGCCGCCGACGGCUGCCACGUCGACCGCCGCCGCCACCGCCGCCGGGCUGCAUCCCGCCAUCCUGAUGCUCUGCCGGCCGGACUUCUACUCGCUGCUGCACACCAAUGAGGCCGCCCUGGCGAUCUACAACCGGAACGCGGCCCUCAAGCACAUGGUGAUGCGGAUCAGGCGCGACCCGCAGUGCUUCCAGCGCUACCAGUACAACAAGGACCUGGUGGCCCUCGUCAACACCUUCGCCCAGCUGAGCCGCGAGCUGCCCUCCUGCUGGGAGACCAAGCUGGACCAGUCCGGCAAGCAGUUCUUCAUCGACCACCAGCACCGGCGCACCUCCUUCAUGGAUCCCCGCCUGCCGGUCGAGUGUCCUCGGGUGGUGCGCCACCGCCAGCAGCAUCCCCAGCAGCAGCAGCCGACCGGCUACUGCCAUCCGGACCUGGUCGACGGCAACUGCCUCUCGGCCACCAGUGGCCACAUCAACGCCAGCCCGGCCUCCUCGGUAUCCGGAGUACCGCCGCUGCCGCCGCCCAGGCCCCUGUCCUCCUCCUCCGGCACUGCGAGGAGUCACGGCCAUGGACAUGGCCACAACUGCACCACGGCGGCGGCCAUCGCCUGCCUCAGUCUGGGCGGGGCGGCGGGCGGAGCUGUGGGCGUGGGCGUGGCAGCCGGAGCAGGAGCAGCAGCCGCCGGAUACGAAGACGUUCCAAUAGCCUACAACGAAAAGGUGAUUGCCUUCCUGCGGCAGCCGAACAUCCUGGAGAUCCUGCGGGAGCGGCAAGGACAGCACACAGUCUCCCGGUCGCUGCGCGAGAAAAUCAAUAUCCUGCGAGUGGAGGGCGUCCCGGCCCUCGAGCGCCUGGGCCAUGACCUACAAUUGACCAUUUUGCUGAGCCUGUUCGAGCAGGAGAUCAUGAGCUACGUCCCCAUCGAGGAGCGCAGUCCCCAGGGCUCCCCGGUGCUCAGCUCCCGGAUGCCGCAGCGGGCGCCGCCUCCCUUCCGCCGGGACUUCGAGGCCAAGCUGCGCAGCUUCUACCGCAAACUGGAGUCCAAGGGAUACGGCCAGGGACCCCACAAACUCAAGCUCCACAUCCGACGAAGCCACUUGCUGGAGGACGCCUUCCGGCGGAUCAUGUCCGCCAACAAGAAGGACCUGCAGCGCGGUCGCCUGGCCGUGCUGUGGGACACGGAGGAGGGCCUGGACUACGGCGGACCGUCGCGGGAGUUCUUCUUCCUGCUCUCCCGGGAGCUGUUCAACCCGUACUACGGCCUGUUCGAGUACUCCGCCAACGACACGUACACGGUGCAGGUGUCGCCGCUGUCGGCGUUUGUGGACAACUGCCACGACUGGUUCCGGUUCAGCGGGCGGGUCCUGGGCCUGGCCCUGGUCCACCAAUACCUGCUGGACGCCUUCUUCACCCGGCCCUUCUACAAGGCCCUGCUCCGGCUGCCGGUGGCGCUCAGCGAUCUGGAGUCGCUGGACAACGAGUUCCAUCAGUCGCUGCAGUGGAUCCGCGACAACGACAUCGGCAGCGGCGUCGAUCUCGGCCUCACGUUCUGCGUCACCGAGGAGCUGCUGGGCCGGAUUGUGGAGCGGGAGCUGAAGCCCGGUGGCAAGAACAUGAUCGUCAACGAGAAGAACAAGAAGGAGUACCUCGAGCGGAUGAUCAAGUGGCGGCUGGAGCGCGGCGUCCAGGAGCAGACCGAGUCCCUGGUCCGGGGCUUCUACGAGGUGGUCGACUCCCGGCUGGUCUCCGUCUUCGAUGCCCGGGAACUGGAGCUGGUGAUCGCCGGCACCGCCGAGAUCGACACCAACGACUGGCGCCUGAACACCGAGUACCGGUCCGGGUAUCACGACAACCACCAGGUGAUCGUGUGGUUCUGGCAGGUGAUCGAGCGCUUCAGCAACGAACAGCGCCUCCGACUGCUGCAGUUCGUGACCGGCACUUCCAGCAUCCCCUACGAGGGCUUCUCCGCCUUGAGGGGCUCCACUGGACCGAGGCGAUUCUGCAUCGAGAAGUGGGGCAAGCCGAACGCCCUGCCCCGGGCCCACACCUGCUUCAAUCGGCUGGAUCUGCCGCCGUAUCCGACGCCGGAGCUGCUCUACGAGAAGCUCCUGCUGGCCGUCGAGGAGACGAAUACGUUUGGUAUCGAGUAGUCACGUGAUACAGCACCGCCGCCGCCUCCUUAUGUUGCACCAAAAAAAACAAAAACAAAAACACACCAAACACCUAUGA
Messenger RNA from Drosophila ananassae, 4609 nucleotides. It is a transcript of the gene Hecw, whose product is annotated as E3 ubiquitin-protein ligase HECW2. The transcript is spliced from 5 exons. Bases 10 to 4530 code for a protein of 1506 amino acids. Gene Ontology annotation, biological process: regulation of dendrite morphogenesis. Gene Ontology annotation, molecular function: protein binding; ubiquitin-protein transferase activity. The record is from RefSeq and is a predicted model, not a curated record. Lineage: Eukaryota; Metazoa; Arthropoda; Insecta; Diptera; Drosophilidae.